GAGCCAUGGAGGCCUGGGAGGUCAAGAAAGCAAAGACAUGAACUUUUUUCUUUUCUAAUUCCAGCGACAAAGACAUGAACGGAAUUAUUCAAGUCAACCUAAGAUCAAAUGAAUCACGAAUUCGAGAUUCGGAUCAUGCUCCUUUUAUUUCUCCUGUCGAUCUUCAUCACGGAAAAACAAAAAGUCCACGCUCUCUCCCCCUCGCUCAAUAGCCACCAUGGCUAGAUCCGUCAAGGUUGCCGUCAUCGGGGCUGGAGUCUCCGGCCUUGUCGCAGCUCGGGAGCUCCAACGAGAAGGUCAUCGAGUCGUCGUCUUCGAGAAAAACCACCGCAUAGGGGGCACCUGGGCCUACGAUCCAAGAACUGAAUCCGACCCUCUCGGCGUUGACCCGAACCGAGAAAUCAUUCACAGCAGUCUCUACCUCUCCAUGCGCACCAAUCUUCCCAGACAACUCAUGGGAUACUUAGACUACCCGUUUGUGAAGCGUGAAACCGGUGAUCAGAGAACGUUCCCGGGUCACGAGGAGGUGCUCCGUUUCCUUGACGGUUUUGUGGAGGAGUUCGGGAUCCAUGAGUUGACCCGGUUCGAGUCGGAGGUAGCUCGUGUGGCGCUUGCCGGCGAAGGGAAGGAGGAGGGUUGGUCGGUUGAGUGGAGGAGGCGGGGAUCCGAGUCGUUGACCCGAGAAACGUUCGAAGCAGUUGUAGUGUGUUCGGGUCACUCCACAGUGCCAAAGCUCGCGGAGAUCCCCGGUAUUGAACACUGGAGGCGAUACCAAAUGCAUAGCCACAAUUAUCGGGUUCCCGACCCAUUUAAGGGACAGGUGGUGGUGAUGAUAGGACUGGGACCAAGUGGGUUUGACAUAUCAAAAGACAUUGGGAAAGUGGCGACAGAAGUUCAUAUAGCCGUUCGAAUGAAUCCAAUGCUUAAGAAUGUGGUGAAGCUGCAAGACUUUCAAAACAUAAGCCACCACUCCACGAUAAAAUGCGUUUAUGAAGAUGGAUUGGUUGCCUUUGAAGAUGGAUCCUCUGUUUAUGCAGAUUCCAUUAUCCACUGUACCGGAUAUAAAUAUCAUAUUCCAUUUCUGGAGACCAAAGGGAUAGUAAAUGUUGAGGAUGAUAGAGUUGGACCACUUUACAAGCAUGUGUUCCCUCCUUCGUUAGCUCCUUCCCUCUCUUUCGUUGGCUUAACUUCUCAUGAUCCCGCAUUUCAUAUAUUUGAAUUGCAGAGCAAGUGGAUCGCAAAAGUAUUAUCUGGAAAAGUUGCAUUGCCUUCAACACAGGAGAUGAUGGAUUCUGUUCAAAACUUCUAUGAGUUCUUAGAACAGAACCAAAUCUCCAAACAUCACACUCACUUCCUUCGUCCCCAUCAGGUGGAUUACAAGUACUGGCUAGCAGAGGAAAGUGGGUUUGGUGCAUUGGAGGAAUGGAGAGAGGAGAUGUUCAGUGAGAUCAUCAAGAAAUUCCUGGAAAUGCAACGCUUCUACAUUGACCACUGGGACGAUGCUUAUUGGGAUUCCAUUAGUCGCUCUUCUUCUUCCUCCUUAAAACCCUAAUACUUAUUUUGCCAUUGUUCAGAACCCAUUUCGCAGAACGUUUGUAGUCUGGCUCAUCAUAUUCAACAUAAAGAAAUGAUUUAAUUUUGGAGUUGCGUUUGCUCGAACGUGAGUUUAGAGAGAU
Molecule: messenger RNA, 1676 nt
Organism: Neltuma alba
Lineage: Eukaryota; Viridiplantae; Streptophyta; Magnoliopsida; Fabales; Fabaceae
Product: flavin-containing monooxygenase FMO GS-OX-like 2
Exons: 6
Coding region: 218-1552 (444 amino acids)
Molecular function (GO): N,N-dimethylaniline monooxygenase activity; NADP binding; flavin adenine dinucleotide binding
Source: RefSeq, a predicted model, not a curated record